AUUGGUUCCAGAGAGGAAGGAGAUAGUAAACGUCGUUUCAUCCUUUUUUUAAGCCGCUGAUAUAAGACUCGAUAUACGCGCGAGUUUGGUAGCCUGCAACUCGUCCAUUGUCUCUCUACCUUCAGCCUCUACAACGCACCCCUUGAAGAAACCCGAUUUGUCUGAUCUGAUCUAAGAAAAGGACAUAUCUACAAUCUACAAUGAGUGGGCCUGCUGUCACCAUCGCUCAGCCGGUUGUUGUGUCACUUGCUGACCUGAAGGCCGGAACUGUCCCUUUCGAAAGGCUUGUCGAAGCUUUCGGCCCGGACUCUCUCGGUAUUCUGGUUGUUAAAGAUGUCCCUCCCGAGUUUCCCCAACUCCGGCGGCAAGCCCUGUCUUACGCCUCAUAUCUCGGGAAUCUCCCUGAAGACGAACUUCGCAAGGUUGAGAACGCGGCCGCAAAAUACCUCACCGGCUGGUCCCUGGGCAAGGAGCAGCUGAAGGACGGCCAGGUCGACACCUUCAAGGGCUCGUUCUACGCAAACUGCGCCUUCUACACGGACCCGGCGCUCGACUGCGCCAGGCCCACGGCCGAGUUCUCCCCCGAGAACUUCCCCGAGUACCUCUCGCCCAACAUCUGGCCGGCGCCGGCCGUCCUCCCGGGCUUUAAGAGCAGCCUCGAGGACCUCUGCCGCCUCCUCAUCGACACCGCCGUCCUCGUCGCGCGCGCCUGCGACCGCUACGCCGAGAGCGAGAUCGACGGCUACGCCAGCGGAUACGUCGAGCACGUCGUGAGCACGAGCAACACCACCAAGGCGAGGCUGCUGCACUACUACCCGCAGUCCCAGGAGGACGCGACCGGGAACGAGGACGACUGGUGCGGCGUCCACCUGGACCACUCGGUUCUGACGGCCCUGACGUCGGCCAUGUUCGUCGACGAGCAGACGACGUCCCCCGCGGUCCCCGCGGACCGCAACACCCCCGACGCGACUCUGCCGCCGUUGGACGAGCUGCCGGGGAGCCCCGACCCACUGGCCGGGCUGUACAUCAAGUCGCGGACCGGGGAGACGGUCCAGGUCAAGAUCCCGAGGGACUGCAUCGCGUUCCAGACGGGCGAGGCGCUGGAGAGGAUCACAAAAGGGAAAUUCAAGGCCGUCCCGCACUUUGUGCGGGGCGUGAGGCCGUCCAUGAGCAACGGCAGGGUGGCGAGGAACACGCUGGCCGUCUUCACGCAGCCCAACCUCGGCGAGGAGGUCGACGCGGACCAGCACAUCACCUUUGGGGAGUUUGCGAGGGGCGUCGUGAGCAAGAACACGGUCGAGGCUUGAUUUCUAGCGUAUAUAAUAUCCAACAAUCACAGUCGUUAACUUUAACGAUGCUCCCUGGGGCUUCAGUGGUCGUCCUCCUAUAGGGAUC
Messenger RNA from Colletotrichum destructivum, 1395 nucleotides. RefSeq names its product Putative isopenicillin N synthase-like superfamily. The transcript is spliced from 3 exons. NCBI's taxonomy places the organism in Eukaryota, Fungi, Ascomycota, Sordariomycetes, Glomerellales, Glomerellaceae. Bases 201 to 1307 code for a protein of 368 amino acids. The record is from RefSeq and is a predicted model, not a curated record.